Molecule: messenger RNA, 792 nt
Organism: Penicillium coprophilum
Lineage: Eukaryota; Fungi; Ascomycota; Eurotiomycetes; Eurotiales; Aspergillaceae
Exons: 1
Coding region: 1-792 (263 amino acids)
Biological process (GO): FAD biosynthetic process
Molecular function (GO): FMN adenylyltransferase activity
Source: RefSeq, a predicted model, not a curated record
AUGACUGAACCGAUUGCGAAGCCCGCGCCGUUCCGGCCGCAAGAUCACCUCAAACCAUUCCCACCACUAUCAUCAACAUCCCAAUUGAAACAAACCUCGAAUCAAGAACCCGAGCCGAAUGGAACAGCCCACACCAACAAAGACACCGAUGAAACCAACGAUGAAACCGUCCCUCCUCUCCCCGUCGUGAUCGCACGCAUCCAUGCCCGCGUGCAAUCCUUUUUAAACGAAUCUCACGCUCCGGACACGCUGCUAGCCUCGGUGCAACGGCAAACGCGGAUCUCGCUAGAAGUAGUCAGCACCGCACUCCAGCGAUACAAGCUCUCGGAACUAUCCGUCUCCUACAACGGCGGCAAAGACUGCUUAGUCCUGUUAAUUCUGUUUCUGGCCGGGUUGCAUCCAACGCGCGCCCGCAAUGAAUCUCAUCCCUCCGAUGCCGAGGCAAAUGUAAAUGCAAACGACACAAGCCCCUCCGCAGACCUCGACACUGAGGCCCAAAUAGCCGCUGCGACGGUUAUUCCGGCGAUAUACGCACUCCCGCCUGAUCCCUUCGAUGAAGUCGAAGACUUCGUCAUCUCAUCGGCGGAAGCCUAUCACCUCGCUAUUACAAAGUAUACGACUGCGCCGCCGGCUUCGACGCUCCGCUCUAGCUUUGAGGAUUAUCUGGCGCGGCACCCUGGGAUUCGGGCGAUAUUUGUUGGUACGCGGCGAACGGAUCCGCAUGGAGCGCAGCUGACGCACUUCGAUCGGACGGAUGGGGGUGGCCGGAUUUUGUGCGCGUGCAUCCCGUGA